This is a messenger RNA of Elaeis guineensis (African oil palm), 1032 nucleotides long. The record is from RefSeq and is a predicted model, not a curated record. Lineage: Eukaryota; Viridiplantae; Streptophyta; Magnoliopsida; Arecales; Arecaceae.
GAGAUCAGGAGCAAUAAUAUCAGAUCCAUAUCCAAUCUGAUUUCAAUCUUAAGCAUCGUCAAGAGACCACGUAACCACAUUUACCAGAAGUCUGGGAAGAAAUAAGAGCAAAUGCACCAAUUAAGAGGAUAUUUUCCUUUCAAGAAAGCUGCGAGGUGUCAAGGACACAUUUAGACCAUCAUUUCCACUGUUAUUCUCUUCCCCAAUCUUCCCGACGCUUCUCCGUCGCCAGACUCGUUGGUCAGCAUACCGACCGUCUGGCACGGCUCUUGAAGUCGCCUUUGUAUUGUAUAACUUUUGCAACCUGGUUUUAUUUUCCGGAGACUGAGGCCUUGUCCUCUAAACACCGAUCCUUCCAGAAUUCGAUCAGCCGGUGGGAUUGACCAUCAAUGGACGGGAAGCCGGCGGCGGCGGUGGCGACGGAGGUCUCGGGGCCUCCGUCUCCGGGGGUAUCGCCGGUCCGCCUCGCCGAUGGCAUAGAGGAGCUCGUCCGCUUCACCCUCGCCGCCAGUAGCGGCGAAAGCUUGGACGACUGUGACGUGCUGUUGUCCAGGGACUACUGCUUCCGCCUGCUACAAGAUGAGCCCAACCCCACGGAUCCCCAUCUCAACGAUCUUGGGAAUGUAUGUGGAGGUGUUCCAGUAUAUCCUUUGUAUAAACAUUUGGCACGAGCAAUAGAGCAAUGCAUAAAUUCUGGAAUUUUCCCGCGACCAACCAACUUUGUGGGAUCUAUUCUACUUGAUGAGUCCUUGAAGAUGAGAGAGAAUGAAUGGAGUAAGCUGAUCUUGGAUGAGGGAUCGGAAUUGUUAAAAAUGUUUAAUGCCGUGGAGUUUGAGCUCCAUGUUCAAGAGCCUUUCUUCUCACAACUGAGAGGUAGUCCUUUUCUGAAAAAUUCUUACUGCUGGCAAUGGGUUAGUUACAAUAAAGAGAUAGUGCUUCUUAUUAGGACAUUGCAGGAGCUCUUUCACUGAUUGAUCAUUAAGAGUUCUUGCUAGGCAGCUUUUUGUAUUUAUUUAAGGCAUCUUGCAUUUU